UUGAACUCUGCAGCUUCGCGUGAAAUACGAAAGAGGAUUGUUAGAAUUACGUCUGAGGACCACACUUCUCCAAGCAACCUAUAAAAAAAAAUAAUUUUCUGUUAUGCUUGUUGCAAUUCUUAUUCUACCUCCUUUGAUUAAAACUUUCCUUUUUCCAGGAACAUUUGUGCCAAAGACAACAUUUCUGGAACUGCUCACAGCUGGAGAUUUGUCAGCGCAUUUUGCCCAGCAGACAAUUAAUGUUAAUUGGUGUCUCUUUCCAAGCGUGCCAGUGAAGAUCACGUCAGCAUACAUCAGAAUUAACAAUAACCAAAAUGUGAGACUAAUGCAAACCUUCUCAAACCUAUAUUCGAUAACACUAAAAUGUUCUACACAAGUAAAAACGCACACGUAACUGUCAACAAUGCUCAAUGCUCCGUCCUGACCGCGUAGCUCAGUUGGCAGAGCAUUGGGCUAGUAUUCCAAAGGUCGUAGGUUCGAUUCCCACCGUGGCCGGGCAUAUUUUUCAAGCUCGCCCGGUGUGGAUAUACACUCAGAGUACACCACAAGCAUAAUUUCAAUUUUGUUAGUAUCUCUUAAAUUCACUUUUCGAUUUUCACUACUAGCUAGUUGUGUAAAAAUCUGGAAGAUACCCUCGGCACACUCAGCCAAAAUUGACCUUCUGAGCCCAAAUUUCUCAAAAAUGUCCCUCCAUCCCCACCCUUGUUCACUCGCCUCGUUCAACUGCAAAUUAGUUUCGGCUACUAUAGCAAAAAGAGUAAAUACACAAGCAUGGAACACUAACCACGACACUUUCAAACAUUUACAGCGUGCAGUAAAGAAAUACUUUGAAGUGGAAGAUCAUACAGAAUGUAAAUACGGGUGGCCAAAUAGCCCUAAAGAUCUCGACGGCGCCAGAGAGAGGUACAUUUCUGCAGUGAAAAUCACGGAUCAGGAAUUUUGGAGUAAUAGAAGAAGAGUUGAUCGAAGUAUGACAUAUAGAAACUAAACUAACUUUAUUUAAGUUCUUUGUAUGUUUGCAUGGUGAUGAAAUAUAAAUUUACGUGGUGUUUCCACAAACAAAACUAUUAUAACUUUAUUUAUAUUAGAUAGCUCUGUCAGUUCUAAACUGUUCUUCCUAGUAAGAAUCAUCCCUUAUUGAUCCAGUGUUAUUACAGGGGAAAACCUAAACGAAACUAACUUUAUACCAGUAUCUAAAUUUAUACCAGUAUCUAUCAGUUCUAAACUGUUCUCCGUAGAGGUUCAGUAAGAGUCAUCUCUUAUUGAUCCAGUGUUACUACAGGAGAAAACCUGAACGAAAUUAACAACAGACAUCAUAUUUUUGUCGGCCCAACAUUGAACUGGGGCAUUACGCCUUUCAAAUUAUGUGAAAUUACAGCACCUGUCCCAUAGUUUUUAGCAAAUAUCGUAGAAUAAAAUUAAUUUAUUUUUUACCUUUCUACUAUUCUAGUUCGGUGUCACAGUGGUCCAUAUAAAUUCCAACAAUGGCUUGGUUUGAACUACACCGUUCCUUGGGUGGAAAUUAUGAGGUGUCCAACUCCACAUACUGAAUGCAUCAUUACACACAACACAAUCAUCGCUGUCCAACGAGAAAAAAUCUAUAAUGGAGGAAACGAAACUAUUAUGAUUGAUAAUUCUACCAAGUGUAAACAUAAAAUGCUGUUAUAGCUAUUAUUAAAAAUAUUGCUAUUAUUAAUGUAUAGC
Messenger RNA from Paramuricea clavata, 1704 nucleotides. Lineage: Eukaryota; Metazoa; Cnidaria; Anthozoa; Malacalcyonacea; Plexauridae. The record is from the annotation of a GenBank genome assembly.